AUGAAGAAGGCUCUGACAGAAUUCAAACUGAGCAGCUCCUCAAAGUUCGUCAAGAUUCUGUUGGUUGGACCAAUUGGUGCAGGCAAAUCCAAUUUCAUAAACUCUGUCAACAAUGUCUUCCAAGGUCGUAUGACGUGCGCCGCCUUUGCCAAUGCGGAGAGCUCUGGCGCCAGCUUUACUUUAAAAUACAAAACCCACUACACUAAAAGCGGACAUUCCAAGUUACCCUUCGUCUUCAGUGAUACCAUGGGUCUUGAGGAAGCAGAAUCAGAUGGGGUCCGCACCGAUGACCUCAUCAAAGCCUUACAGGAUCAAGUGAAGGAAGGUUACACUUUUAAUCCUGUAUCCUCACUGUCUCUGAAUGACCCAGGAUUCGUAAACAAUCCUGAUCGUUCUAAGCCAACCUGCUGUUUAGUGUUUGUUCUGCCAGCAGACAAAGUUAAAUUAAUGAGUUUUAAAGUCUUUGAGAAGCUGAAAAGAAUCAGGAAGGAAGCCACUAAAAUGGAGGUACCCCAGGUACUGCUCCUGACCAGGGUCGACAAAGCAUGUCAGCUGGUCGCAAAGGAUCUGAAAAAGGUUUACACGAGCAAGAAAGUCAAAGAACAGAUGGAGAUCUGUCACAUCAAUCUGGGCAUUCCCAUGGUCCACAUCUUUCCUGUUAAGAACUACCAUGAGGAGAUUGACACACAAAAUGACAUAGAUGUUCUGAUUCUAAAGGCUUUGACCCAGAUUGUACAUCUGGCCAAUGACAAAUUUGACGAUGCAAAUCAUCCUGUCGAUACUUUAUGA
Messenger RNA from Chanos chanos (milkfish), 789 nucleotides. RefSeq names its product interferon-induced protein 44-like. The transcript has 5 exons. Gene Ontology annotation, biological process: immune response. Lineage: Eukaryota; Metazoa; Chordata; Actinopteri; Gonorynchiformes; Chanidae. The record is from RefSeq and is a predicted model, not a curated record. The coding region runs from base 1 to 789 and encodes 262 amino acids.